GACGGGAAGCUGAGCGCGAAAGAGGUGAAGGCCUACUGCAAGGCUAAGCUCUCCACGGAGCUGCCACAGGAGAUCUUGGACAAGAUCAUCGGGGGUCUGGAGCCGAUCACCGCCGCAAAGUUCCGGCCGAUGCACCAGAAGGUCUUCAUCGCCCAGUGGGAGCUGGUGGCCCAGCGCAAGGCCCAGGCGGAGGAGGAGCAGCGGGUUGCCUUGGAGGAGCGGAAGCAGGCCUUCCUGUCCAUCAUGGAAGAAAGUUCGCAGUUGCUGAGCGUCGCAGAGGCGACAGCUACGGAGGCUGAGAACAAGGCACGACCGCUCAUCAGAGACGACUCCGGCAAGGCCUCCGAGGAGAUCGUGACGGAGGCGACGGAGGCAGAGCAGGUGGUGCAGCAAGCCGAGGGGGAGUCGAAGAAAGGCUUGGAAAAGAUGCAAGAGGCCAAGGAGGCUUGCGAAGCGGAUGAGAGCAUCACCCUCUUCGGGCAGACGCAGCUCAAGAAGUUGGAGCAGAGAGAUGUUCGACUCAAAGGGCGGCUGGCCAAGAUCACAGCGGCGCUGAAGUUAGCAAGGGAGAAGGCCCGGCGCAAAGCAUACGCCGAGUUCGACCAGAAGCGCACUGAGUGUGCCACGGCGAUACGGGCCAAGAUGAACUCGGAGGAGAAAUCUGUGGACCAGUUCUUCGAGGAGCUGAGCGGCGGCGAGGCUUUGUCCAAGGAGAAGUUCGUAGGCUUCCUGAAAGGCUUGGCUUUGGAGCUCUUCGACGGGCAAGCGGAGGACCUUUUCAAGAACCUCGCGGGCGAAGGAGAGCUCAGCAAGGAGGGCUUUCGAGAACUCGUGCGGGUCUACUACAAGUGCGUCAAGGCCACCGUCAUGAGCCAAGAGAUCUCCAUCAAGUCCAAGACUUUACGGCGCUUGGAAGUUGGCGAGGUCCUUGAGGCUUUGGAGGGGCCCUGCAACGAGGAGAACACCAGAGUGAUGCGGCUGCGCUGCCAGGCGACGCAGGAUGAGCUCGCUGGCUGGGUCACCAUUUCAGGCAACCAGGGCACCACCUUCCUGGAGCCGGGGGGCAACUUCUACACCUGCGUCAAGGAGACGACCCUCACCGAUGGCGCAGAUGCAGAGGAGAGCCAGACGAUUCGACGCAUCGCCAAAGGUGAGGUCAUUGAGGUGCUGGAGUUCCCGAAGAAGGGCGAAGCGGAGGUGCGGGUGAAAGCCAAGGCGAAGCUGGACGGCGCUCUGGGCUGGCCUCGCCGGCGUUGGCAUUUGGCCGUCGUGCGGGAUGCUUUGACAUGGUGGUACGCCUCGCGGGCACCAGUCUUGGCCGGAGCCUUCGAUCCUUUCGAUCGGAAAGGCUCCACAUCUCCUGCUCCUAGCGGCUUCAAGGGCAGUGGCAACUGCAGCCAACUCGAUGAGAACCUGUUGGGAUCGUUCUCCAUUAGCUGCACAGCAGCGGCUUAUGCCUUGGACCUCAGCAGCUGCGAGUUGAAGAGCUGCGAGCCCCCCAGCAGUGCGGUGGCCGGCCUCGGCAGCACCACCCAGUCCGGCGCGCUGCGGCUGGGCGAGCAAUAUGUGCACGACUGCCACAACACCACUACAGCGGGCGACAACUGCACCAUCGGCUGCGCACGCGGCUGGGGAGGAGUAGAUCAGGAAUGGCAGUGCUGGCAAGGAGCUCUCACGGGAACCUUGCCCGCCUGCGAGAAGCUCCCGGUCUACGCAGCAGUCGCAGGCCAGCUGGACUUGCAAGUGGACAACCCAGAGGAGUUUGUCCAGGAUGAGAAUGCCAAGCUUGGCAUCGCCAAGGGCAUUGCGCAGAUGGCCCAGGUGAACGCAAGCGCCGUCACUGUCCUGCUGCAGUUGCUGUCGCUCACCAACACCACCAACACGUCCAACGGCACGGGGGCGCGGCGGCUCUCAAACUUUUUGGAUAACGCCGUGGAACAGGUGCAGUACGUGGUGCGCCGGCUUGCAGUGCUGGUGGUGCGGGUCGACUACGUUAUCCGCUUGCUCGUGGAGACAGAAAGCGAAGCUGUCACGGCGGCAACGGAGCUGCUGGUGGCGGUCUCCGCUCCUUCCGACCAGGACUUUUCCGCGAUCAUCGCACAGGCGAUCGAGGAGGUUUCAGAGGGCAACUCCAGCUACACGGUGGAGGUGACAGCUCGACAGGCCAAUGUGCAGAUCAUGCUCGGCGAUCAGGCCUACGACGUGCCGAACGUCACUCUCCCGACGACGACCACGCCGGAGCCUCCGCUGAUGAUCGACGCGGGGCUGGUGGCGGGGCUCAUGGCGGCCCUGUUCGGCUUGGGCGCCUGCGGCCUGUGCAUCGGCUGCGUCUUCGGGCGCUGGUGGAUCAGGAAGAAGGAGCGUACCCGGCAGCAGCGCUUCGAUGAGUGGGGUGAUGCCAGCCCGGAAGCCCCGGAUGUGGAAAUCCCCGCCUACUCGGGCGAGAUGAUGGACAACAUGAACAACUACUACGACGAGGAUUCCUCUGAGCCGGCUUCAGCGCGCACGGACUAUGACCAGUCCGUCCCUUCAGACCAGCCCAUCGAGGAGGCGUCCCCACCGGCAGUGUCUCGCGACACCCAGGGGACCACCCAGGUAACUGCAAUUUGA
This is a messenger RNA of Effrenium voratum, 2610 nucleotides long. The record is from the annotation of a GenBank genome assembly. NCBI's taxonomy places the organism in Eukaryota, Dinophyceae, Suessiales, Symbiodiniaceae.